Staurois parvus is the source of this 309-nucleotide messenger RNA. NCBI's taxonomy places the organism in Eukaryota, Metazoa, Chordata, Amphibia, Anura, Ranidae. The record is from the annotation of a GenBank genome assembly.
GUGAGCUGUGAUUGGUCACAGCUUGUCACAUGGUACAAGGCUGCUGUGAAUGGCCUUGUACUAUGUGACCUCUGUGAUCAUUCACAGAUUUUAUAAGUAGUAAGCAAUGAUGUCAGAAGUGACAUCUUGCUUACUACUGUUCAUGUGAUGACUGAUUGGCCAAUCAGUGAUCACAUGAUCGGGACCUCACACAGAGGUCCUGUACAGCGAUCGGUGUUCCUCUGCGGGCUCCAGAUCGCGCGAUCGGAUCGCGGUGCCGCGCACUCCCAGGGAGUGCGCACAGUCCAAAAUGGAGGGCGCCAUUUAUGA